AUGCAGCGGGGUGCCGCGUUGUGCCUGCGCCUGUGGCUCUGCCUCGGACUGCUCGACAACGAGCGUGGUGAGCCCUCCGCCGGCCCCAGUGCGCAGCUGGCCACGAGCGGGGACGCUUUCCCUGGGCAAAUGGUGGGACUGCACGGACGCGAGACCGGCCUGGCCAGUGGCUACUCCAUGACCCCACCAGCCCUGAACAUCACGGAAGAGACAUAUGUCAUCGAUUCCAGUGACAGCCUGUCCAUCUCCUGCAGGGGGCAGCACCCCCUGGAGUGGGCCUGGCCGGGAGCUCAGGAUGCGCUAGUCCCAGAGGAGAAGGAUGGUGAGGACACGGGGACGGUGCGAGACUGUGAAGGCACAGACGCCCGGCCCUACUGCAAGGUUCUGCAGCUGCAGGAGGCCCACGCCAACGACACAGGCAGCUACCGCUGCUACUACAAGUACAUCAAGGCUCGCAUCGAGGGCACCACUGCAGCCAGCACCUAUGUGUUUGUGAGAGACUGGGAGCAGCCAUUCAUCAACAAGCCAGACACACUCCUGGUCAAUAGGAAGGACUCCACGUGGGUGCCCUGCCUGGUGUCCAUCCCCGGCCUGAACGUCACGCUGCGCUCGCAAAGCUCAGCACUGCAGCCUGAUGGACAGGAGGUGGUGUGGGAUGACCGCCGGGGCAUGCGGGUGCCCACCCCUCUGCUGCGCGAUGCCCUGUACCUGCAGUGUGAGACCACCUGGGGCGGCCAGGCCUUCCUGUCCAACCCCUUCGUUGUGCACAUCACAGGCAAUGAGCUCUAUGACAUCCAGCUGUUCCCCAAGAGAUCACUGGAGCUGCUGGUUGGGGAAAAACUAGUCCUGAACUGUACCGUGUGGGCCGAGUUCAACUCAGGUGUCACCUUUGAUUGGAACUAUCCAGGGAAGCAGGCAGAGCGGGGUAAGUGGGUACCAGAGCGGCGCUCUCAGCAGACUCACACAGAGCUCUCCAGCAUCCUCACCAUCCACAACGUCAGCCAGCGUGACUUGGGCCCAUACGUGUGCCAGGCCAACAAUGGUAUCCAGCAGUUCCAGGAGAGCACUGAGGUCAUUGUGCAUGAGAAGCCCUUCAUCACCGUCGAGUGGCUCAAGGGUCCGGUUCUAGAGGCCACAGCAGGAGAUGAGCUGGUGAAGCUGCCCGUGAAGCUGGCAGCUUAUCCCCCACCGGAGUUCCAAUGGUACAAGGACAGAAAGGCAGUGUCUGGGCGCCAUAGUCCCCAUGUUCUGGUGCUCAAGGAGGUGACGGAGGCCAGUGCAGGCAUCUACACCCUGGCCCUGUGGAACACCGCAGCUGGCCUGAGGCGUAACAUCAGCCUGGAGCUGGUGGUGAAUGUACCCCCCCACAUCCAUGAAAAGGAGGCCUCCUCCCCCAGCAUCUACUCCCGCCAUAGUCGCCAGGCCCUCACCUGCACGGCCUACGGGGUGCCCCCUCCUCUCAGCAUCCAGUGGCACUGGCGGCCGUGGACGCCCUGCAGGACCUUCAGCCAGCGCAGCCUCAGCAGGCGGCGGCAGCAGCGAGACCGAAUGCCGCAGUGCCAGGACUGGAGGGAGGUGACCACACAGGAUGCUGUGAACCCCAUUGAGAGCCUGGACACCUGGACGGAGUUUGUAGAGGGCAAAAAUAAGACGGUGAGCAAGCUGGUGAUCCAGGAGGCCAAUGUGUCCGCCAUGUACAAAUGCGUGGUCUUCAACAAAGUGGGCCAGGAUGAGCGGCUCAUCUACUUCUACGUGGCCACCAUCCCCGACGGCUUCAGCAUAGAGUCAGAGCCAUCAGAAGAGCCCCUAGAGGGCCAGGCCGUGCGCCUGAGCUGCCGGGCUGACAACUACACGUACGAGCACUUGCGCUGGUACCGCCUCAACCUGUCCACGCUGCAUGACGCGCAGGGCAACCCACUGCUGCUUGACUGCAAGAACGUGCACCUGUUUGCCACGCCACUGGCCGCCAGCCUGGAGGAGGUGGCGCCUGGGGAGCCCCACGCCACGCUCACCCUCACCAUCCCCAGUGUGGCACCAGAGCACGAAGGUGACUACGUGUGCGAGGUGCAGGACCGGCGCAGCCACGACAAGCACUGCCAUAAGAAGUACCUGUCCGUGCAGGCCCUAGAAGCCCCACGGCUCACACAGAACCUAAGCGACCUCCUGGUGAACGUGAGCGAUUCCUUGGAGAUGCGGUGCCCAGUGGCUGGGGCGCACGUACCCAGCAUCGUGUGGUACAAAGAUGAGAGGCUGCUGGAAGAAGAGUCCGGAAUCGACCUGGCGGACUCGAACCAGAGGCUGAGCAUCCAGCGCGUGCGCGAGGAGGACGCUGGCCACUAUCUGUGCAGCGCGUGCAACGCCAAGGGCUGCGUCAACUCCUCUGCCAGCGUGGCUGUGGAAGGCUCUGAGGAUAAAGGCAGCAUGGAGAUCGUGAUCCUUGUUGGCACAGGAGUCAUCGCUGUCUUCUUCUGGGUCCUCCUUCUCCUCAUCUUCUGUAACAUGAGGAGGCCAACCCAUGCAGACAUCAAGACCGGCUACUUGUCCAUCAUCAUGGACCCCGGGGAGGUGCCUUUGGAGGAGCAGUGUGAAUACUUGUCCUACGACGCUAGUCAGUGGGAGUUCCCCCGGGAACGGCUGCACCUUGGGAGAGUCCUCGGCCACGGGGCCUUUGGGAAGGUGGUGGAAGCCUCAGCCUUUGGCAUCAACAAGGGCAGCAGCUGUGACACUGUGGCCGUGAAAAUGCUGAAAGAGGGCGCCACAGCCAGCGAGCAUCGUGCCCUGAUGUCGGAGCUCAAAAUCCUAAUCCACAUUGGUAACCACCUGAACGUGGUCAACCUCCUGGGGGCUUGCACCAAGCCCAAUGGCCCUCUCAUGGUGAUCGUGGAGUUUUGCAAGUAUGGCAAUCUGUCCAACUUCUUGCGCGCCAAGCGGGAGGCCUUCAGUCCCUGCGCGGAGAAGUCUGCUGAGCAGCAAAGGCGCUUCUGCUCCAUGGUGGAGGGCGCCAAGGCUGACCAAAGGAGGCCAGGGAACUGCGACAUGGCCCUCUUCACAAGGCUCCUAACGGGCAAGGGCGGGGCAGGGCGGGCCGCUCCAGUUCAAGAAGCCAAGGACCUGUGGCUGAGCCCGCUGACCAUGGAAGAUCUUGUCUGCUACAGCUUCCAGGUGGCCCGAGGGAUGGAGUUCCUGGCCUCUCGAAAGUGUAUCCACAGGGACCUGGCCGCUCGAAACAUCUUGCUGUCAGAAAGCGACGUGGUGAAGAUCUGUGACUUUGGCCUGGCCCGGGACAUCUACAAGGACCCUGACUAUGUGCGCAAGGGCAGUGCCCGGCUGCCCCUGAAGUGGAUGGCCCCUGAGAGCAUCUUCGACAAGGUGUACACCACGCAGAGUGACGUGUGGUCCUUUGGGGUCCUGCUCUGGGAGAUUUUCUCCCUGGGGGCCUCCCCAUACCCUGGGGUGCAGAUCAAUGAGGAGUUCUGCCAGCGGCUGAAAGAGGGCACCCGGAUGCGAGCCCCAGAGCUAGCCACUCCUGCCAUACGCCGCAUCAUGCUGAGCUGCUGGGCGGGAGACCCCAAAGAGAGGCCUGCCUUCUCAGAUCUGGUGGAGAUCCUGGGGAACCUGCUUCAGGGCAGGGCCCAGCAGGAAGAUGAGGACUGUGUGGCUCCUUGUGGUUCUCAGAGCUCGGAGGAAGGCAGCUUCUUGCAGGCAUCCACCACAGCCACGCACAUCACAGAGAUGGAUGCUGACACAGAGGACAGCCCGCUGAGCCUGCACCAGCACAGCCUGGCCGCCAGAUAUUAUAACUGUGUGUCCUUUCCGGGAUGCCUUGCCAGAGGGACUCAAACCCAAGGUUCCUCCAGGAUGAAAACAUUUGAGGAAUUUCCCAUGACCCCAACUACCUACAAGGCCAUAGUGGACAGCCAGACGGACAGUGGGAUGGUGCUGGCCUCCGAGGAGUUUGAGCAGCUGGAGAGCAGGCACAGAGAAGAGAGCAGGCUCAGCUGUAAAGGACCAGGCAGGAAUGUGAGCGUGACCGCGGCACACCUCGACCCCCAAGGGAGGCGGCGGCCCGACCCGGGGCCCCAGGGCCAGGAGUUCUACAACAGCGAGUACGGGGAGCUGGCGGGGCCCCCGGAGGAGAGCUCCAGCACCCCAGCUGCCCGAGCGCCUUUCUUCACAGACAGCAGCUACUAA
Budorcas taxicolor (takin) is the source of this 4191-nucleotide messenger RNA. RefSeq names its product fms related receptor tyrosine kinase 4 (gene FLT4). Lineage: Eukaryota; Metazoa; Chordata; Mammalia; Artiodactyla; Bovidae. Gene Ontology annotation, molecular function: transmembrane receptor protein tyrosine kinase activity; ATP binding. Gene Ontology annotation, biological process: protein phosphorylation; positive regulation of kinase activity; multicellular organism development. The coding region runs from base 1 to 4191 and encodes 1396 amino acids. Gene Ontology annotation, cellular component: signaling receptor complex. The transcript has 30 exons. The record is from RefSeq and is a predicted model, not a curated record.